Messenger RNA from Mangifera indica (mango), 810 nucleotides. RefSeq names its product protein kish. The transcript has 4 exons. Lineage: Eukaryota; Viridiplantae; Streptophyta; Magnoliopsida; Sapindales; Anacardiaceae. The record is from RefSeq and is a predicted model, not a curated record. Bases 184 to 582 code for a protein of 132 amino acids. Gene Ontology annotation, biological process: intracellular transport; protein secretion.
AUGAUAAAACCGAUAUUCACAAGAGUUAAAAAUGACAAGAUCGGUGUAAGGAAAAGCUGCAAAAGAGAAGAUUGACACUAAAUGGAGCCUGAAUUGACAAGAUCAAUAUCGGAAAGGGUUGUAAUAUUUACUUGACUAUAAGAAAAAAAUGUUAUCUUAGUGAAGAAGUUCACUUAAUAGGAAAUGGAAAACAACGACACCGUUUUCGUGGUUGAUAUGAUUGUUAUGCGUUCUCGUCUCCGUAAAUCUAGAAAGAGAAAACGCAGCUACCUCAACCGAAGAAAGAACAAUCAGUUGAAUAACAGCCAGCCCGAAUCAAUCAAUCAAAUGUCGGCACUUUUUAAUUUUCAUUCGUUUUUGACGGUAGUGCUGCUCGUGAUUUGCACUUGCACUUAUUUGAAGAUGCAAUUUCCCACUAUCCUCGAACAGAAAACUGGGUUUCGGGGAUUCUUUUGGAAGGCAGCAAGAAUAGAGACAUUACUGAAGACCUUCAGCCAUGCUACUCUUCAAAAUGAAGUCGAUAUAUCAUUGAUGGAAAUUGAGAUCUUUUGCAUGGAACUUCUUCCAUUUAAUAUGACUUAGCUGAAAGUGAAAAAUCUGUACCAUAUCCAACCACUACAAACUCUGGGAGGAUGAAUUUGCCACAUGUAAUUUAGAAAUAGAUUCUCUAUAUUUCUUGUUUGAUACAUAGAAAAUGGCAUAGAAGGACACUUAUGUUUCACAAGCCAGGUGUACUGACUUUUUAGUUGUUGGCUGCCACAAACAAAGUAUACUCUCUCAUUUAUAUUAUAAAUAUGCGUCUAAAGUUUA